This is a messenger RNA of Hevea brasiliensis (rubber tree), 2046 nucleotides long. Its product is annotated as putative serine/threonine-protein kinase. The record is from RefSeq and is a predicted model, not a curated record. The coding region runs from base 466 to 1614 and encodes 382 amino acids. Lineage: Eukaryota; Viridiplantae; Streptophyta; Magnoliopsida; Malpighiales; Euphorbiaceae. Gene Ontology annotation, molecular function: protein kinase activity; ATP binding. The transcript has 7 exons. Gene Ontology annotation, biological process: protein phosphorylation.
AUUUGACGGGUCCAACGACUUCUGUAGCAGUCAUCGCAACUUCACUCCACCGAUUAAUGAAUGAAACAAGAAACUUGAUAGGUUCUCAGGCGACGCUGCAUUUACUUUACUUUCCUCAUAUGCCUGUCGCUAUCGCUUACGUUUCUCACCCCUUCAUUUUUUUUUUCUGAUUUUCUCUCCUCUUUAUCACAACGUCCUUUAAAGCGGGAAACAAGUAAAAGCAAUGAAUACUCUGAUUUCUUCGUCUUCUCCAUUGGAUUUCUGUUGUUUUCUUCUCUCUAUUCACUUUCGCCAUUGGGCAUCUUCACUGCCCUUCUUCUUUGCUUUCCUUUAUUUCCAGCCAUACGUUCACACCCUGCUCAGGUUAGGGGUUGUGUCUUGCACUUUACUGUAGUUAGUGGAUUGAAGAAGAGAUAUGGUUUAAGGGUUUUGCUGAGUAGAUCAGGAACCUUGAAUUGGAUUAGAAUGAGCUUUAACUGCUUCGGUGUUUCAAAUUGCUUCAAAGGGAAAGAAAGUCACAGCCAACAACAGCCAGAAGAGAUUGCCACCAGUAAUGUGAGGAUCUUCUCUUAUAAUACGUUGACAUCAGCAACAGGAAAUUUCCAUCCAUCAAACAGAAUUGGUGGAGGUGGUUUUGGAGUUGUCCAUAGGGGAGUGUUAAGGGAUGGUACUCAAGUGGCAGUCAAGUGUCUUUCUGCUGAAUCUGGACAGGGAAAGCAUGAGUUCAUGACAGAGAUUAAUUUAAUAUCAAAUAUACGACAUCCAAAUCUUGUUGAGCUCAUUGGCUGCUGUAUUGAAGGAAGUAACCGGAUACUGGUCUAUGAAUAUAUGGAGAACAACAGCCUGGCAACUUCUUUACUUGGUACAAAAGGUAAACACAUUGUUAUGGACUGGUCUAAGAGAGCUGCUAUUUGCGUUGGUACAGCGACUGGUCUUGCAUUUCUUCAUGAGGAAGUUGAGCCACCUAUUGUCCAUAGGGAUAUUAAGGCUAGUAACAUACUUCUUGAUGGAAACUUACAGCCAAAAAUAGGGGACUUUGGGCUGGCUAAACUUUUUCCAGACAAUGUCACUCAUGUUACUACUCGAGUGGCUGGAACAGUGGGAUAUCUGGCCCCAGAGUAUGCCCUACUGGGACAGCUUACCAAAAAGGCUGAUGUAUAUAGUUUUGGUGUGCUCAUACUUGAAAUAAUUAGUGGGAGAAGUAGCAGUAAGGCAGCAUUUGGGGAAGAUAUGUUGGUUCUGGUUGAAUGGGCGUGGAAACUGAGGAAGGAAGAAAGGCUUACUGAUCUUAUUGAUCCAGAACUGACUGAAUAUCCAGAGGAUGAAAUGAUGCGCUUCAUUAAGGUUGCACUCUUUUGUACCCAAGCAGCUGCACACCAAAGACCCACUAUGAAGCAAGUACUGGAGAUGCUUUCCAGGAAUGUCAACCUUAAUGAGAAGGCACUAACAGAACCAGGGGUAUACAGGAGUCAUACCUCCUCUCAGCACUUUGGAGGCAGUUCAGAUGAGACAUCAUCUUCCCAAAAGAAAAAAGGCAAGCAAUCAGAAUAUUUUUCUGUAACAUCUACUCAGUUUGAUAGUGAUCAGAGUGUGACACAGAUGCUUCCCAGGUGAUGCAUUGGCUUAGUUCUUUGUACUCACCAGUGUUCUUUGCUUAAUCUUGCUGACCAGAAUGAAGGAAGCCUGUAAAGUCCUAGCUCCUUGUCAAUUCUUCCCCACUAGGCCUGGCAAUCUUUUUACUCAACGAAGUUCUUUAAGUGAUAAAUUAAACUUUUGAUAAGAGAAUGGUUUGGGGGGUCAAAUGAGAAUAAUGGUAGUAGUAGUAGUAGUGGUAGUAUCUACUAUUUAUACCACAUGCAAAUACAGAUGUAACAAGUUGAUAAAGCUAUUCAGCUAAUAUGAAAUUUGUUAUGUAAUUUCUUAUGUCAAAUUUAUGUAUUGUUUGCCUUCUUGUUGAUACGGAUCUGGUGUGUAACAUAGCUGAAUAACGAAAAAAGAUAUAUCAACUAAUUUGGAAUUAAAACUUAGUUGUUGUUAUCAUCGUCA